Messenger RNA from Schizosaccharomyces cryophilus OY26, 2208 nucleotides. Its product is annotated as cofilin/tropomyosin family protein. The transcript has a single exon. Gene Ontology annotation, cellular component: actin cortical patch. Gene Ontology annotation, biological process: negative regulation of Arp2/3 complex-mediated actin nucleation; actin filament debranching. The coding region runs from base 439 to 864 and encodes 141 amino acids. Lineage: Eukaryota; Fungi; Ascomycota; Schizosaccharomycetes; Schizosaccharomycetales; Schizosaccharomycetaceae. Gene Ontology annotation, molecular function: actin binding; Arp2/3 complex binding. The record is from RefSeq and is a predicted model, not a curated record.
GAAGUGGAAGAUUCUGUUCCUUCUAUGAGUCAUUUGUCACUAGUAUAGCAUAGAUGGAAUGGUCCUCAUAUUGACUUGGUUUGUUUCUCAUUAUGCAGAGUAAAUAAUUACACUAACUUUUACACUUGAAAAAUAUACUUAUUAUGAUGGGUUGGAUCUACCUAUUGCUUUUACAGAAAGAGGACAUACCAUUGCAUUCGCGAUUAGCGAUUUCCAGUAUUUUGAAGUCAUUUUGCCGGGACCACCAUUCUCUAAGUAAACAUUGUAUUUUGAAAUCAUUAAAAUCUUUAUUAUUAGGUGGAAGGUGCCUGUAAUAGUCACUUAUUUUGUUUUUACUGCCUUCCAAUACCAGAGCUAUACAUACUUCAUAGCCUAACAACCCUCUUGCUUUGCCAGCAACUAGAAACAUUCUUAUAUUGUUGCUCAGUACCAUUCAAUAUGUCGUCUGAAGCUCGUAUGUUUAGUAUUUCUGAUACAAUCGUCAAGGAGAUCGACCGAUUUCGCUUGAGACUCAAGAAAUCUCUAUUGUUUGCCUACAUUUUUAAGAUAGAUAAAAGCUCUAAAGAAGUAGUACCAGAUGGAGAAAUUAUGCAAAUAGAAAGUGUAGAAGAAAUCGCCGACGAAUUGUCUGAAACGCAGCCUCGUUACAUUCUUGUUUCUUACCCUACGAAAACAACUGAUGGUCGUUUGAGUACACCCCUUUUUAUGAUUUAUUGGAGACCGAGUAGCUCGCCUCACGAUUUAUCUAUGAUUUAUGCAUCAGCCAAGGUCUGGUUUCAGGAUAAAUCUCAAGUGCACAAAGUCAUGGAAGUACGAGAAGUUGAGGAUAUUACUACGGAUGCAGUAGAAGAGUUCCUUCAUUAAUUCGUUUUUUUCCUUCUAGUUCUUUUCUCUGGAAGGAUGGAUGACUAUGUUUCGCAGCCUUACAUAAUGUUAGAUAACGAUUUCAGUAACUGUCUGUCUUUCUUUCCUCUAUACGUUUCCUUUACACAAUAAUAGUUACUUUUGCUUAUUCAAUUUCAUGAGAAUUUAUGUUGACGAAAGUCGAUGACAGAUCUUUCCUUGAUUUACUAGUCCAUCACAGUUUUUUUAUGUUGUGUGAAGUCAAUUUCAUUGAAUAUACUUUUGAAGUACAAACUUUUUGGAGGUCUCAAAGAGUUACCCAAUAUGAACAAGAUACUCUGAGAGUGCUUCAACUCAAAGUUUCCAAACUUUGCCAAAAGAAGAAUUUUCCAAAAGUCCCUUUACAGGACCUUGCUUGGCUCCAUAUUCGGCCUUCGGUCCAGCAACCGUAGCAACAAAUUUGGGAUUUCCGCAAAUGAUACAAAGAGUCUCACUUAAAGGGACGUUAACAUUAUCCCAUUUCAUAAUAUCGUCUACAUCUAUCAAGCGAUCUUGGAUUGUGCGGACACGAACAUUGGGACAUUCUUUCUCUAAUUGCUCCUUCAAAGCAGGCUCUUGACCUGGUCGUUCGCAAUAGACGAUAUCAACAGGAACUUUCGAGUUCUGAGCUAACUGAUAGAUAGGAGCAAAACCGGUACCGGCAACAAUACCAACAAUUCUAGAGAACUUAGUGAAAUCUAGCUUUGUAGUCUUGAAGGGACCACGAAGUUCGAUGGUGUCUCCUUCUUUUUUGGAAUGGAUAUGGGAACUCACAGGUCCAUCUUCAUAGUUGCGGAUGUAGAACUUUAAAUUAUCCUCAUUGAUGUAUAAAGGGGUAUAAGGACGCUGAACUUGCAUAUCUGGGUUGCGAAUAGUGACUUUGGUAAUAGGAUCCCAAUUCUUCAUAUUUUCAGUAGAACCCUGGGGAGUGAGAGUGAAUAUACUGGCAUCAGGAGUAAUUUUGGUAAUCUUAGAGACAGUAAAGGGAGAAUAAACUUCCGGAUUAAGGCCGAUAGGCUUAUUCUGAUUUUUAUAGGCAAAGUACCCACCGACGCAGCCAACUGAAAGGCCACCUAGCAAAAAUUUGGAAAAUCUUUUAUAAUUAGCAGACAUUUCAAAAAAAAGGAUCGUAAACUGCUAUAACUAAGGAAUGAGAGAGGAGGGGUAUUUUAAUCUUUGACGAAGAGAGUGCUGUUGGUGAAGUUAGAAAACUUAUCAAUGGCAUAAAUAUUUAUUAAGGGAAGGAGGCAGCUUAUUGUUGUUUAAAUGAAAGCAAAUUCAAAGAUAAAAAAGCUUAUAAAUUCUGAGAAUUCUUUAAAAAAUGAU